This is a messenger RNA of Didymella exigua CBS 183.55, 1728 nucleotides long. RefSeq names its product Rhodanese-like protein. Lineage: Eukaryota; Fungi; Ascomycota; Dothideomycetes; Pleosporales; Didymellaceae. Gene Ontology annotation, biological process: positive regulation of G2/M transition of mitotic cell cycle; positive regulation of G2/MI transition of meiotic cell cycle; protein dephosphorylation. The transcript has 5 exons. The record is from RefSeq and is a predicted model, not a curated record. Bases 1 to 1728 code for a protein of 575 amino acids. Gene Ontology annotation, cellular component: nucleus; cytoplasm. Gene Ontology annotation, molecular function: protein tyrosine phosphatase activity.
AUGGAGAUGUCGUCGCCACUGGCUGCAAUGCACCCGCCGGCUGCCAUUCCCGGUCCGUGGGGCUACCGCCGUGACCUGCCGCCCUCGAAGCCAUUGUUUGGAGCUCACACGCUGGGGUCAAAGAACUUCAACUUCCGCGACAUGAGCAUGCGGAAGGGAGACGUGAGCAGCGCUGGCUACUUUGGCAUCCAGCCAAUGAGGGGGUCGUCGCCCACCGCCAGCUUGGCCGCCGACAUGUCGUCGAACCUGCACGUCGACCAGAGCCCCCAGCUUGUCACGCCCCGUCGCUCGCUAUUCACGUCGAAUCUCUUUCAGCAAAUUGACGCCCAGGCAGAAGGCGUAACCACCCCUCCAGUCAGAUGGGAAGGUGUCACCACACCGCCCAUUCCCGACUCCUCGCCUAGCUUUGUCCCCGACUCGAUGGACAUCUCGCCGCUCCCGCACAAGGCCCCCUACAACAGCUACGUCACACUGCCAUCGCCGUCCCCGGAGGUGAUGCCCAGCAACGGAGACGACAUGCUCUCUCCCUGCGAGCUGCCACAACUGCCCUGCAACGGGCUCGACAUUCCACGACCCUCCUCAGCGGCUGACCGCAAGAAGUCCAUCCUCCUUCGACCGUCUCUCUCGCGCACGAAGAACUUUUCUACUAACACUGUCUCCUUCAAGCAGCAGGAGCAGCAACCGUGUCCGCCUUUCAGGUUUGGCGCCGGCUGCGACCGCGACAGCUUUGGCAACAUUGGCUACACAUCUUCACCAAGCCUUGACGAGUGCUUCGCCCCCUCACCACCCCAGGAACGUCGUCCGUACUCUAACGGAUCACUGUUCGCGCCUGGCAAGGCCAAGCCUUUCCCCUUCAGCUCGAGUAUCCACUCUCGCAACAAUGGCUCACCCCUUGCUGCCAUAAGGAAACAAAAUGUCGCCCACUCUCGCCCUCGACCCAGUAAGAUGAGGAGAUCGCUUAGCAUGUUUGAGCAUCCUGGCGACGUGAUGAAUGCAAAGCAAGAUGGUGAUGAGUCUGACUCACCCAGUGGCCUAUCGUCUGUGAUGGAUACAGAGGACUAUCCGUCCCUCAAGCUGCCUCACUUCACGCCCUCUGAGCCCGAGAGCCUUCCCCGCAUCACCCAUGAGACCCUCGUUCAAGUGCUUGACGGUACCUACGAUCACAUGUAUGAUGAGAAGGCCAUCAUUGACUGCCGCUUCGAGUACGAGUACAAUGGCGGACACAUCGAAGGUGCUUUGAACUUCUGUGACAAGGAGCAGCUGGCUGAGCGUCUCUUCUCUGCCCCCACCACUAACAACACCCUCCUCAUCCUUCACUGUGAAUACUCUGCGCAUCGCGCUCCUCUUAUGGCGAAGUUCGUGCGCUCGCAAGACCGCAUGGAGAACGCGCAUCGCUACCCUGCAUUGCACUACCCCGAGGUCUACAUUCUUGACGGUGGUUAUAGCUCCUUCUACCACAACAACUCGACUCGCUGCGAACCUCAGAACUAUCUCAGGAUGGACGCUAAGGAGCACGAGCAGUCUUGCGAACGGGGCCUGAACAAGCUUCGACAACGCUCGAAGCUCAAUCGGGCCCAUACCUUUGCAAUUGGCCAACACUCUUGCCAGAUGGAAGACAGCCCAACGGCUCUCAGCAGGUCAAAGAGUGGCGGCAAUAUCUUCAUGCUUGGCGACGACUCAUUGAACGUUGGACGAAUAGGCGCUUCGCGUCGCAUGGCCUCCUACUGA